Messenger RNA from Musa acuminata AAA Group (dessert banana), 1848 nucleotides. Its product is annotated as serine/threonine-protein kinase WAG1-like. Lineage: Eukaryota; Viridiplantae; Streptophyta; Magnoliopsida; Zingiberales; Musaceae. The annotation marks the transcript as partial. The transcript has a single exon. Gene Ontology annotation, molecular function: protein serine/threonine kinase activity; ATP binding. Gene Ontology annotation, cellular component: nucleus; cytoplasm; plasma membrane. Gene Ontology annotation, biological process: protein phosphorylation. The record is from RefSeq and is a predicted model, not a curated record.
UCGGGUUCCACAGACUCCGCCAUCAAGAUGCAUCAAGAGGAGGGGUUCAGCUUCUGUCCGCCAGACUCCUACUCGGACCUGGACAGCAGCUUCACCAGCUCGACGACGUCGGCUUCCACUUUAAGUGCCCGCAGCAGCCUUAGCCUACCGUCAUUCUCGACCUCCUCCUCCUCCUCCUCCUCAUUUGCUAUUAAGCCACUUCCCCGCAACUCCUCCGAUCCACACUGGUCCGCGCUUCGCGCAGUCGGCAACCUCUCCCCUGAUGGCCUCCUCCACCUCCACCACUUCCGCCUUAUCCGCCCCCUCGGCUCGGGCCACCUUGCCCGCGUCUUCCAUUGCCGCCUCAACGGCUUCGAUGACGACCGCUCUCCCGUCGAAUUCGCCCUGAAGGUCAUUGACCUCGAUGCUCUCUCCCGCUCAAAGGCCGAUUACUCUAAGCCCGAUAACGACAACGAUGAUGAGGAUUGCGGCGACGACGGCGGGAAGACGUGGCACGUGUCGGCGGAGGCGCGGGCUCUGGCGGAGAUGGACCACCCGUUUCUGCCGACGCUGUACGCGCGGCUCGACGCCUCCCACUAUGCUUGCUUCCUCAUCGACUACUGCCCCGGAGGCGACCUCCAAUCCCUCCUCAGCCGCCGCCGCGGCAACCGACUACCGCCGGCGGCCGCUCGGUUCUACGCCGCCGAGGUGCUUCUCGCCCUCGAGUACCUCCACGCCCUCGGCUUCGUCUACCGCGACCUCAAGCCCGAAAACAUCCUCCUCCGUGCUGACGGCCACGUCAUGCUCUCCGACUUCGACCUCUCCUUCCGCUCCCACGUCUCCCCCGCCCUCCUCCGCCGUAGCCGCCUCCCGCGCCGCAGGAGCCGCUUUCUCUGCUGCCGCUUCGGCGGCGGCGGGGCCUCCGGAGAGGGCGAGGAGCUCGAGUUCGUGGCCGAGCCGUCGUCAGCCUUCUCGAGGGCGUGCGUCGGGACGCACGAGUACCUGGCCCCGGAGGUGGUCAGCGGAAGCGGCCACGGCAGCGCCGUCGACUGGUGGGCGUUCGGAGUGUUCCUAUACGAGCUCUUGUAUGGGCGCACGCCCUUCAAGGGCGCCACCAAGGAGGCGACGCUGCGGAACAUCCUGACGCGGGAGGUGAGGUUCCCGGAGACCAUCAACGGCGGCGACGAGGCCGAAAUGGCCAAGGCGAAGGAUCUGAUCACGCGGCUCCUAGUGCGGGACCCGGCUGCGAGGAUGGGGUCAGCCGCUGGGGCCACGGAGAUCAAGCGGCACCCCUUCUUCGAGGGCUUGUGGUGGCCGCUGAUCCGCUGCGUCCGGCCCCCGGUGGUCCCGGGUCCCGCCGGCGGGCCACGGGUGCAAGCGGCCACCGAGGGCAGUGGGCGAUGGUUGAGCGGUUGGAGGAAGAGUAGUAACAAUGAUAAGAUAAGCAACAGGAAGAAGAGGGGAACUAAACCGGGGCUUGGCUUUGGGUUCAGGGUGCGAUCUCAGAAGAAGGGGACUAAGGAAAGGAGUGGUGGUGCUUGAUGUGUUUGCUCUUACGAGGAGUUUGUACAAAGUAAAUGAGUUGCAGUUUCCAGAAACGUGAUGGUGAUGAUGAUGAUGAUGAUGAUGUAUCUUUUUACUGUACAAAAGUUAUCAGACUAUUUGGUGCAAAAUGUUAGGGAGAUUUAUGAUGUCUGUCAAAGAUCACAUUGUGCAAUCUUAGACAUGAUAGAAAUGUUGCAUAAGAUAUUGGAGUCUUAUGCAACAAACAUAGAGGUCUCAGCCCAAAGUGUGGAAGAUCAAACCAGCCCAAAUUCCUACACCAAAAACAAUUUGCAGCCAAUUCGACAUCUUAUUUUUGAGUAAUAA